AUUUUAAAUUUCCUGGGAAAAAAUCUAAGGACCUGUAAGAGCACUUUAUAGCUCAUUGGGUGUUCGGUGGGGAUCUCGAGGACCACGCCUUAGCACAGGAAACCACGUGGAAAAAGUUUAGAAUUCCUUGGACAAAAUUUAAAGACCUGUAAGGGCACUUUAUAGCGAGUACAAGAACACAAAAACGGUUCACUGAUAGGUUCUUCGCAGCUACAUCCAAUCUGUUGUAAUGGGGGUGCUAUUCUAGGUUGAUCAACAGAUUUUUAACUAAAAAUUCCAAUAUGGGUUUAUUCCAGAUUUAAAAUUUUUUGUCAGCGUGAAUCUUCGGCAACCGUUUCCAACGUUGUGCACCACUGGUUCGGUCGCGGUUUGUAAAAAUCUGAAUUAAAAAUGAAAAUAAAGCGAAGGGGAAAAGAAGAAUAAUGAACGAAACAACCACAUAAAAGGGCCGGAAACUUGUCAUAGCUAAGACACCUGCUCCAUCGUUAAUUUAUACGAUGACGCUGACAGAAUACACUUUUUUCGCUUGCUUCCGCUCGCCUUCGGUCGCUGUGGAAAAUCUGAAGGUGAAGUCAGGGCGAAGCUAGGUAAACCGUUUGAUUUUCUUCUAAGACAGCAUUGGUUUAGCUGUAAACUAACCACAUCGAAUCGUACGCACAGGAUAAAUGCAAAUUUCUACGAGGUCAAGAUAGCUACGGAAAAUCAGAAAAUACAAGAGUACAAUUCGGCAGAUUGAGUCAAAAUACAGUCAGCCUUUAAGAAAAACAACUCCAGCCAACAGAGAAUCAAGAGAGACUUUCCCAGGAAGUUAGCAGUGAUUUAUCAUCCAGAAAUCAUCGAACAAGAGCGCUUAAACUACCGAGAGAAAACAAAAGUAAAUUUAUUUGAUUUGAGAAAGAUUGGAUCGUAUACCAUGUUUUAAGCUUUUAAAAAAUAUUCUGGCUCGAGUGGUCAAAAAUUCUGGUGAUCAGAUGCUUUCAUCAGUUUGAUCCGGUCAGCCUUCUCGCUAACUGAAGUAAAUCCCUUGGCAAUUCUCGCGACGAGUUGUGACAGUCUGAGCGGCGGCCAUAUUGAUUUAUCUGGGUCGAAAAAUCAUAAACUUGGGCGAACAAUUUUUCCUCGAAAUCUUGAAUCGGAAUCUUCUGGCAGAACUGAAAAGCCUUCAACAAAGUGAAAAGGCUUUUAGCAACAUACCUAGGACUUGCGUUAAAGGGAAAAACGCAGUUGGAAUUCCUAGUUUAUAAUAUACUUCAUCCGUAGACUGAGUAAAGAGUCACCAAUAUGUGUUGCAGUUGUCUUUGUAGCUGCAUCCAGAGUUUUCUGUCAAACUGUUGCAAAUGCCUUGGCAAGAGUUGUAUGGCAAUAUGCCGGGGAAUUUGCCGGUGUUUCUGCAACGCCGUUUCUCCUGGUUGUGGUUUUCUUUUGCAAAUCAUCUUUUACGCCAUAUUCCAAGGCUUCAACAUUGGCACAGACGUCGGCGUUUUUUUGGAAACGUCUAAGACGUACGCGCGCUGCGAUGAGCUUUCAACCGGAAUACUUCAACCUCUAAGCAACGACACAAACCUAACGCGUCCCUACUGCGUCGCAACGGAAAACGCAACGCAGGCGUUGCUAGGUGAAAAGGCGGCAACGCUUCAACUCCUAGAGGGUGUUUUCUUUUUCUUCAUAUGCCUCUCUGGAGGGAUCUACGUGAUCCACAUAGUGGUGCUGUUCCCGAACACGUGCAAACACUGGAAGGACGAAAACUUCGAGAACAUGGUCAGCGAGGCUGGUCCUUACUACCAGAAGAUCCUUCAAAUUCACACCUUGUUUCUUUUGCUGGAGACGCUGGUUCACGAUGUACCCAUGUCGUGUCUGGCUGUAGAGCUCUGUGCGCAGAUGUGGGGAGCCGGUGGCAUAAACUGCUGGGACUGCGCCAUGACACCUCAAGAGCUACCUAAAAAUCCCAUGGCGCAGAUCAAUUGUGAGAUGUGGCUGGGACUUCUCCUGGGCUCCAUAGCAAUUGUGAGCAUUUAUAAGGGUAUCUUGCCCCUUUAUGCAUGGAUUGGUAAUCCUUUCUGCUGGGCCUGCUAUCCGCUUCGCGUGUGCGUGGUGCUUCCAGCUGGGUUCCUUUACUGUGUGCUCGCCUUAUCCCCUGCCAUGGGAGUGGCCAUAAAUCGCCUGUUCGAAGUGGCACCCCAGAUGAAGGACGAAAUGGGAACCAUAGCAUCAACCAUCUGGACCUUUGGCUUGUUCUUCUGGGGUAUCAUCUUUUUGCUGACCUUCCUCUAUUGGUAUUUCUGUGGUAAAUGUCUAUGUAUGUUGUGUUGUCCUUGUGAGAGAAAGGAAAAAGCCGAUGGCUCCAAGGAGGGAUGUUUGUGUUGUUAACGAGAUCAAGACGAUGAGAUAUGAAUUGUUUCGUUUCGAAUUGUUUCGAAUUUGUUUAGUUUCUUGAUUGCAACACUAGUUUGUUUACGUUUUGAAAGCUAUUUUAUUUUUUACUCAACAAAUUUUUUUUGAUGGCAUGGUAACUCGAUUAAAAGGGUGGUCCUAUCCAGUCUUUUGUUUCGAAUAGUUAAGUGGAAUCUCAUCAACCCGAAUACUAAGAAUCAGUUUAUUUUCGAGGUUGAGGCUUGAGUAAUCCUUAUUACAACUACUAGAGAUACCGUGACCCAAUUCCACACUCUGAGGGAGUAGUGGCCUUGGCUCACCAAAAGCAAAAGUCGAAGAAAGCGCAGCAGCCAAUCAGAAUAAAGAAAUAUACCACUGAGAUCAUGCCAGUGUUCGGCAUGGGCCUGUUGAAAUUAGAAUAAGUUAUAUUAGUUGUCAUUAUAUUUUCCAUAUAUUUAUGUAUUUUAUAACAUUGCUUCACGUCUUAUUGCGAAAAAAUAAUGCUGAUAUCUGAAGAUUUCAGAACAUUAAACUGUCAUCCUGAGAUUUUCAGUGUUCUGAUAUUCGUGCUGCUAGGAUACAUUAUUAUUAUUUUAUCAUUAUUAUUUUCAUUAUUAUUAUUAUUACUAUUGUUAUUAUCAUUAUUAUUAU
This is a messenger RNA of Stylophora pistillata, 3021 nucleotides long. RefSeq lists its product as uncharacterized. The record is from RefSeq and is a predicted model, not a curated record. Lineage: Eukaryota; Metazoa; Cnidaria; Anthozoa; Scleractinia; Pocilloporidae.